UUGCCGAGUCACCGCCGGGCGGGGCCGCGGGCGGGGCGGGGCCGGGCGGGGCGGGCGCCGCAGCGGGGCCAGCCGGCAGCUCCUGCAUCCCGGCCGCCAGCAUCCUCCGCUCCGGGCCCCGCUCCCGCGGGCCCGGCCUCGGCGGGGCCAUGGCCGAGAUCACCAGUGUCCACCCCGGCUUCGAUGUGUCCCCCGUGGUGGCAGGACUCAUUGGAGCCACUGUGCUGGUGGUUUCUGUCUCAGUCACAGUCUUUGUGUGGACAUGCUGUCACCAGCAAGCAGAAAAGAAGCACAAAACCCCCCCCUACAAAUUCAUUCACAUGCUGAAAGGCAUCAGCAUCUACCCGGAGACCUUGAGCAACAAGAAGAAAAUCAACCGGAUCCGGAGAGACAAGAGCGGCACGGCCAAGGAGGGGGGCAGCGGGGGCAACCUGCUGCUGGAUGCUGCUGAGGCUGGCUUGGUGGGCCCCAACAAAGCUCCAGAUGGACCCCCCCAGGUCGACCAGCUCCCCAUCAAAGUCGAUUAUGGAGACGAACUCAGCCCAGAUCAAAGCCUCACUCCGGGAGGGAGUAAAACCUCCUCUCCCUCUUCCCCUGGUGACGACGUCACGCUGGGAGACCUGACCUUCUCAGUGGACUACAACUUCCCCAAAAAGGCCCUGGUGGUCACCAUCCAGGAGGCCCACGGGCUGCCCGUGAUGGAUGAGCACACCCAGAGCUCCGACCCCUACAUCAAGAUGACAAUUCUGCCCGACAAGCGGCACCGCGUCAAGACCCGCGUGCUGCGCAAGACCCUGGAGCCCGUGUUCGACGAGACCUUCACCUUCUAUGGCAUCCCCUACAGCCAGCUGCAGGACCUGGUGCUGCACUUCCUGGUGCUCAGCUUCGACCGCUUCUCCCGCGAUGACGUGAUCGGGGAGGUGAUGGUGCCCCUUGCCGGGGUGGACCCCAGCACUGGCAAGGUGCAGAUCACCAGGGAGAUCCUCAAAAGGAACAUCCAGAAGUGCAUCAGCAGAGGGGAGCUGCAGGUGUCCCUGUCCUACCAGCCCGUGGCACAGAGGAUGACCGUGGUGGUGCUGAAGGCCAGGCAUUUGCCAAAGAUGGACAUCACUGGCCUCUCAGGUAACCCCUACGUGAAGGUGAACAUCUACUACGGCCGCAAGCGCAUCGCCAAGAAGAAGACGCACGUGAAGAAGUGCACGCUGAACCCCGUGUUCAACGAGGCCUUCAGCUACGACAUCCCGGCCGAGCUGCUGCCCGAGCUCAGCGUGGAGUUCCUGGUCAUCAACCUGGAGCGCAGCACCAAGAACGAGCCCGUGGGCCGCCUGGUGCUGGGCCACCACAGCGCCAGCGCCGCGGGCAGCGAGCACUGGCAGCUCGUGUGCCGCAGCCCCGGGCGCGCCCUGGCCAAGUGGCACGGCCUGAGCGAGUGCUGAGGCGGGCCUGGCCCGGGACAGCCCGGCCGGCUGGGCACGGGCUGCGCCCCUGGCACCGAGAGCCUGCGGCACGGGAUUCCGGAGUUACUGGGAAUCGUUUCAAAUGUCGUCCUUAGGUGGUGUGGGGUUUGCAGGCUCUAAAAUUCCACAACACAAAAAUUAAUGAAUUAUUAGAAAUAAUUAAAAAAUGUCGUCUUUAGGUGACGUGGGGUUUGCAGGGCUCUUAAAAUUCCACAACACAAAAAUUAAGAGAUAAUUUUAAAAUGUCGUCUUUAGGUGAUGUGGUUUUUGCAGGGCACUAAAAUCCUACAACAACAAAAAUUAGUAAGUUACAAGAAAUAAUUUUUAAAAAUCGUCUUUAGGUGAUGUGGUUUUUGCAAGGCACUAAGAGUCUACAACAAAAAAAAUUAAUAAGAAAUAAUUUUUAAAUGUCGUCUUUAGCUGAUGUGGUUUUUGCAAGGCACUAAGAGUCUACAACAAAAAAAAAAAUAAUAGGAAAUAAUUUUAAAAAUGUCAUCUUUAGUUGAUGUGGUUUUUGCAGGGCUCUAAAAUUCCACAACACAAAAAUUAAUGAAUUAUUAGAAAUAAUUUAAAAAUGUUGUCUUUAGCUGAUGUGGUUCUUGCAGGGCACUAAGAGUCUACAACAAAAUUUUAAAAAUUAUAGGAAAAUUUUUUUUUAAAAAGCCGUCUUUAGCUGAUGUGGUUUUUGCAGGGCACUAAGAGUCACAACAAAAAAAAUUAAUAAGUUACGGGAAAUAAUUUUAAAAAGUUGUCUUUAGAUGAUGUGGUUUUUGCAGGGCACUAAAAUUCUACAACAACAAAAAUUAGUAAAUUAUAAGAAAUAAUUUUAAAAGUUGUCUUUAGGUGAUGUGGCUUUUGCAGGGCACUAAAAUUCUACAACAAAAAAAAAUCAGUGAUAAGAAAAACAAGAAAAAUAAUAAAAAGGUUCUCUUUAGUUGAUGUGGUUUUUGCAGGGCAUUAAAAUUCCACAACAAAAAAAUUAGUAAUAAAUGAUACGAAAGGAAUAAUUUUUAAAAAAAGGUUGUCUUUAGUUGAUAUAGUGGUUUUUGAAAUUCUACAAAAAAAAAAAAGAAUAAGUGAUAAGAAAGAAAUAAUAACAAAAUUUGUUCUCUUUAGGUGAUGUGGUUUUUGCAGGGCACUGAAAGUCUACAACAAAAAAAAAACUAAUAAAUUAUAAGAAAUCAUUUAAAAAAGUUGUCUUUAGGUGAUGUGGCUUUUGCAGGGCACUAAAAUCCUACAACAACAAAAAAAUUAAUAAGAAAUAAUUUUAAAAAGUCGCCUUUAGUUGGUGUGGUUUUUGCAGGGCACUAAAAUUCUACAACAAAAUUUAAAAAUUAUAAGAAAAAUCAUUUUAAAAAGUUGUCUUUAGGUGAUGUGGCUUUUGCAGGGCACUAAGAUUCUACAAGAACAACAACGAGAUGGGGAGCAAAUGAGAAGAAAUAAAUACCACAGAUAUACAUAGCUGUAAUCACGCUAUUGCAUGCCUACUCCAGACCUGGAGGAGUGUAACUAACUGCCAAUGUCACGCUGCAGAUUCCAUGGAUGAGUGAACCCUGUCCCUUUGGAAGUUGUGUUUGUGCCGAGCUGUCUUUGCUGGUCCCACGGCUGCCCGGCUCUGCUCCCGGCAGCUCUGGUUUCGUGUCUGGUUUUGCCUGCCCGUCGUUCUUGCACGUCUGUCCCGUGCUGCCUUGGGAGUCCCAGCCGCGUUUCCGUGUCCAGCUGGCCCAGGAUCUGCACUGGCACAAAAGGAAAAUGCAGGGAAGGUGGCACUGGCCUGCAGGGAGGAGCAGUCCUGGGCAGGCACCGAAGUCCUCGGCGUGGGGGUCACAAAUCCAGGCUUGGUCCCAGAUCCAAAGCCCAACAAACAGAUCCCGGUGCUUUCGCCACCUGGGGGUCACACCGGCUGUGGGAGCUGGGGGAAUCCUGCUCGCUUGCAUUUCAUUUCAUUUCGUUUAGGUUCAUUUAAUUUAAUUUACUCCUCUCUCUGCAUGGAGGGCUCAAAAAACCCCAAACACUGAGGUGUCAUUGAUUGGUAAGGAAACUUCAAACAUUACACAGCAAAUUCUGAUCAUUCCUGAAAAUUAAUUCCUGAUAAGUAAUUCCUGAUAAUUUACCCUAAUUUCUGACAAUUAAUUCCUGAUAAUUUCUGAUCAUUCCUGAUCAUUUUCUGAUGAUUUCUGAUAAUUAAUUCCUGAUAAUUUAUGCUAAUUUCUGACAAUUAAUUCCUGAAAAUUUCUGAUCAUUCCUGAUCAUUUUCUGAUGAUUUCAGAUAAUUAAUUCCUGAUAAUUCCUGAUAAUUUCUGACAAUUAAUUCCUAAUAAUUUAUGAUCAUUCCUGGUAAUUUUCUGAUAAUUCCUGAUAAUUAAUUCCUGAUAAUUCCUGAUAAUUUACGCUAAUUUCUCACAAUUAAUUCCUGAUAAUUUCUGAUCAUUCCUGAUCAUUUUCUGAUGAUUCCUGAUCAUUUCUGUUUAAUGGCAGCACAAAGCUGAGCUAGGCAAAGGUCCUGGAGGCAGAGCUUGUCCGUGCCAAGGUGACAAACUGCCCUUCAUCCAUGCUGGAGUCAAUUUGGUCAGAAAUGAUCCUGGAGUCACCCAAAACACAGGACAGCUCCCAAAACAGGGACUAAAAACGUGCCAGAGCUGGAGUUUGGGGCAGUCUGAAAUGCUGCCUGUGCUCACAGCCAGCCAGGGCACGGGUAAGGGGGGCAGCAGGUCGUUCAUGGUAACCAGUGCUGGUGAAUUGAGGAGGAUAAUUACAAUUAAAACUGUUCUGAGCUCUCCAGUGCAGAUGGAGAAGCAGAACUGGGGUUGCAGAGAGGCUCCUCAACAGCCCCAGGAAAAUCUUUGGUUGCUCCCAGGCCGCUCUGAGCCCUCUGGGAUGCAAACAGGAAUGCAAAUAACAGAUUAAAUCUUUUAAAAAUUAAGAUCGUUUAACUACUUAAAGGACUGGACUGCUGAAUUUUAGAUCCCUGUUGUUAAAAUGAUCCUUUUCAGCUUUUCUGCCCUGAAAUGGGAGUAACUGAGCCAGGCUCUCCUGGUCCCCAGGGCACUUUCCCAGCUGCCCCACUUUGGCAUCUCCUUUCUUUUUGGAAAGUUGAUUUUUCUCCCCCACAAAAUGAGUGAUUCUCCCUCCCAGGCUGGGGCUCCAUUUCCCAGCAGAACCAAACGUGGAUUUCCCCCUUCCCCAUCCCCACGGUGAGGAUUUCUGCCUGAGGUUGUAGAGGAUUUUAUCAGUGAGGUUGUGGUGAAUUUUAUCAGUGUCUUAAACUCUUUCUGGCUCAAACUCUGUGGCUCAGAGAAUGAGUUUCCCCCCUUUGGAAAUUGCUGUAAAUCUCUCUCAAUCCUGAUUUUUUUGCACUAAGCAAUUGUGUUGCUGCAAUUCAAGCAACUUUUCCUCAGCACAUGCUUUCCACCACCACUCCAAAGAUCUGACCAGGACCAACAGCAGCAACAAAAUCCCCUUCUCCCCUUGGUGUGAAAAGCAUGGUUAAGCCUAGAUGAUCUUAAGAUUCCUUUAGUUGCAAAGGAAAGAUGAAUUUCUUGUCAAGGAAACAUGCUCAGGGUAAAUAGAUUUAGGUUAUUGGGCAGGUAGGAGUAGCUCCAACACUCUUCUGGAAAAUAGGAAACUGAAAAUGUGCAGAUAUAUAUUUUUUAAAACAUAAAAUAGACAGUAAGUGACAGCAGACUCACUGUAAAAUCUCCCAGGUGUGGUUAUUCUUUACCUUGUGUCUUCUAUUGUAAAAUGAACUUGGACAGUUACAACUUUGUGUGGAAAAAAAUAAUAAUAAAAAAAGAAUAAAAGGCAAAAAAACCUAACUCAACCUGUGUGAAACUGCAUAAUGCUAUAAGCUAACCUACAUUCUGUAAUGCUACCUUGUAUGUUGAAUUUGUUAAUGCACAUUGAGCGUGCAAAUAAAAAUUAAAUCACUUUAA
Molecule: messenger RNA, 5389 nt
Organism: Passer domesticus (house sparrow)
Lineage: Eukaryota; Metazoa; Chordata; Aves; Passeriformes; Passeridae
Gene: SYT11
Product: synaptotagmin 11
Exons: 4
Coding region: 150-1436 (428 amino acids)
Biological process (GO): regulation of calcium ion-dependent exocytosis; cellular response to calcium ion; calcium ion-regulated exocytosis of neurotransmitter
Cellular component (GO): synapse; axon; plasma membrane
Molecular function (GO): calcium-dependent phospholipid binding; calcium ion binding; SNARE binding
Source: RefSeq, a predicted model, not a curated record